GAAGACGUUCGGUGGUGGAUGGAUCCGUGAAGCCCUUACCUCCCGCAGAUUGAUUUUGGGGUGCCUGCAGCGCAGAUCUAUGCAUUGAUCUCUCCCGCCCCCGUUUGAUGGUCAUCUCUCUCUGCCUGCUUGCUGCAUUGACCUUCGGCAUCAGCGCACAUCGUGAGGCCACAGCACUGUCAGCAUCAUCCUUCGUGCCAUCCUUUGGACCGCUUUCCAGCAGCCCGCCACAAGAUCACUCAUCGCGCCAUCGCUCGCUGAUGCGUUUCAGGCCCUCUGCCAUCCCCACGCGCAUAUCCGCCUCAUCCGCAUUCCGCCCUGCCGCCGCAGCCGCAUCUUCUCUCGGCCAGAUGACGACCACACGCCUGUUCGCGACCACCCCAGACAUCGAGGAUAUGUCCAAGCUGAAUCGCGUCAGCUGUCGCAUCACGCAGCCCAAGGCACAGGGCGCUUCCCAGGCGAUGCUGAUAGCUACGGGCCUGAAGCCAGAGGACCUCAACAAGCCCCAGGUGGGCGUGGCGAGCGUGUGGUACGAGGGCAACCCCUGCAACAUGCACCUACUGGGCCUGGGGCACCGCGUCAAGGAGCAGCUGCAGACCGAGGGGCUGGUGGGCUUCCAGUUCAACACUGUCGGGGUGAGCGACGGCAUUUCCAUGGGCACCGACGGCAUGUCCUUCUCGCUCCAAUCCAGGGACCUCAUCGCUGACAGCAUCGAAACACUGGUCUGUUGUCGCACCUGGGAGGGAGGGAGGGAGGGAGGGAGGGAGAAACCGCCGGUGUAGUGUAGUGUGUUGUGAUGCUGGUUGGCUUGUUUGUCUGUCUGCAGAUGGGUGCUCAGUGGUAUGACGGUUUGGUGACCCUCCCCGGCUGCGACAAGAAUAUGCCCGGCUGCAUCAUUGCCAUGGGCCGCCUCAACCGCCCCUCCCUGAUGCUCUACGGCGGCACCAUCGCGCCAGGCAAGAGCGCCAAGGGGGAGGUGCUCGACAUCGUGUCGGCUUUCCAGUCCUACGGGCAGUAUCUAAGCGGCACCAUCACCGAGGAGGAGCGCCAGGACAUCGUCUGCCACGCCUGCCCGGGCCCCGGGGCGUGUGGCGGCAUGUACACGGCCAACACCAUGGCGAGUGCCAUCGAGGCUCUAGGCAUGUCGCUGCCGUACUCGUCAUCCAACCCGGCUGUGUCGCCCGAGAAGCAGCAGGAGUGCGAGAAGGCGGCCAGUGCCGUCAAGGCACUGCUGGAGAAGAACAUACGACCAAAGGACAUCAUGACCAGAGAGGUGAGGGCAGACGGGAUGGCUGCGACGGAGAAGGAAAGCUGUUAGUACACUGUGAUAUGAUCUGUCUUGCUGGAUCAUCAGGCCUUCGAGAACGCCAUGACGAUCGUGAUGGCUCUUGGCGGCUCCACCAACGCGGUGCUGCACCUGAUCGCCAUGGCGAGGUCGGUGGGCAUCGCCCUGACCAUCGACGACUUCCAGCGUGCGAGCGACAGGACGCCCCUCAUCGCAGACCUGAAGCCCAGCGGCACCUAUGUCAUGGAGGACGUCCACAAGAUCGGCGGCAUACCGUCCGUCAUGCGCCACCUGCUGGAAGAGGGAUACCUUCACCCCGACUGCCUCACUGUCACCGGCAAAACCAUCAAGGAGAACCUGCAGGUGAGGCAGCCAACACAACACACGGAGGGGCUGUUGGUUGCCCCGCCGCAGCCGACUGAUGCGCAUCUGUGUGGGGGUUGACAGGCGGCAAAGCCUUUGGACUUCAAUGCGCAGAAGGUCAUCCUGCCCGUCAGCAGGCCCCUGCAGCCCAAAGCACAUGUCAAGAUCCUGCGGGGCAAUCUUGCGCCAGAUGGUGCGGUGGCCAAGAUUACAGGCAAGGAGGGGUCGCGCUUCACGGGCCCUGCUCGAGUGUUUGACUGCGAGGAGGACAUGCUGGCCGCUGUCGAGAACAAACAAAUCAAAAAGGUAAGGGGGAACGGCAGACGGGCAUGAGAGGCACCUCUCUGUCUGAGCGUAUGUGGGCAUCGUUUGUGUUGUGUUGUGUGGUGGGUUCAUGCAGGGCGAUGUGAUAGUGAUUCGGUACGAGGGUCCGAAAGGCGGGCCGGGGAUGCCCGAGAUGCUCACCCCGACAUCAGGUGAGUGUGUGUAUGUUCUAUCUAUCCAUCCAUCCGUUGACUGCCAUGUGUGUCAGUGAUUAUGGGUGCUGGCCUCGGCAAGGAUGUGGCCCUCCUCACAGACGGGAGAUUCUCAGGAGGAUCCCACGGGUACACAUACCGACACGGCAGAACACAAAGCAGCUCAACUCACGGCAGCAUACGGCUCAACCCACUCUCUCUCCGUGCUGUGCUGUGUAUGCAGAUUCAUCAUCGGUCACAUCUGUCCUGAGGCGCAGGAGGGCGGCCCCAUCGCACUUGUGCGUGACGGCGACACCGUCACCAUCGACGCAGACACACUCAAGAUCGACGUGGACGUAUCCGAUGAGGAAAUGGACAAGAGGAGACAACAGUUCACGCCGCCGCCUUACAAGGUGCAUGCGUCAGACGAAAGAUCUGGCCUGGCUGCGUCUUAGCAUUCAUCAAUGUGUCUGUGUGUAGGUUGAGCGUGGCACUCUGCUCAAGUACAUCAAGAACGUGAAGAGCGCGUCGGAGGGCUGUGUCACCGACGAAUGGUGACCGGUGGUCAGUCAGGGCUAGUGCCUGCCUGGCCGCCACAGAUUCAUGUGAUGCGUUGCGUUGCCUGUUCGUGCUGUCUGUUCCUUUGUCGGUCAUUCUUCUAUGUCUGUGUAUGAGAGUCGCGACGUUUAUCUCAACACACAUCGUGGACAGCCCGUCAGCAUCACUGCAAACAAUGGGAGGUGGAGUGAUCUGUUUGCACGUCCAUGCAGUAACUUCAGAC
Messenger RNA from Vitrella brassicaformis, 2884 nucleotides. Lineage: Eukaryota; Vitrellaceae. The record is from the annotation of a GenBank genome assembly.